CGCGGCCUGCAGCGGGGUCCCGAGGAGGUUGCGGCAGCGCUCGGCUGCAGCUUCGGUGCUGCUCGGGAUCCGGACGCGUCGGCGGCGCGCCUCGUCCCUCUGCGCCCCGGUCGGCGUCACAGCCGCGCCCGCGCCCGCGCCCGGCCCCGCGCGGACCGCCGUAGCCGCGCCUCGGGCCGGAGGAUGCCCAGGAAGCUGCUGCUGCUGCCCCCGCUCUCCGCGUGCUCCGCUCUGCGCGUCCCGCGGGCUCGGCCCGCCGUCUCGCCGGCCAUGAACGCCGCCCGCACCGGCUACCGAGUCUUCUCGGCCAACUCCACGGCCGCCUGCACGGAGCUGGCCAAGCGCAUCACCGAGCGUCUUGGUGCUGAAUUGGGGAAAUCUGUUGUAUAUCAGGAGACCAAUGGAGAAACAAGAGUUGAAAUCAAAGAAUCUGUUCGCGGCCAAGAUAUUUUUAUUAUACAGACAAUACCCAGAGAUGUGAACACGGCUGUGAUGGAGCUGCUGAUCAUGGCGUAUGCACUGAAGACGGCCUGCGCCAGGAACAUCAUUGGCGUCAUUCCCUACUUCCCCUACAGCAAGCAAAGCAAGAUGAGGAAGAGGGGCUCCAUUGUGUGCAAGCUCCUGGCAUCCAUGCUGGCAAAAGCCGGUCUAACCCACAUUAUCACUAUGGAUCUCCACCAAAAGGAAAUACAAGGCUUUUUCAGCUUCCCCGUGGACAACCUUAGAGCCUCACCUUUCCUGCUUCAGUAUAUCCAGGAAGAAAUUCCAAAUUACAGAAAUGCAGUCAUUGUAGCUAAGUCUCCUGAUGCUGCAAAAAGGGCUCAGUCCUAUGCUGAGAGACUCCGCCUGGGGCUGGCUGUGAUCCACGGAGAGGCUCAGUGCACGGAGCUGGACAUGGACGACGGCCGCCACUCACCCCCCAUGGUCAAGAACGCCACUGUGCACCCAGGCCUGGAGCUGCCCUUGAUGAUGGCCAAAGAGAAGCCGCCAAUAACAGUGGUUGGAGACGUCGGGGGACGCAUUGCGAUCAUAGUGGAUGACAUCAUUGAUGACGUGGAGAGCUUUGUUGCGGCUGCAGAGAUCCUGAAAGAGAGAGGUGCUUACAAGAUCUAUGUCAUGGCCACGCACGGCAUCCUGUCUGCUGAAGCCCCCCGUCUGAUCGAGGAGUCCCCCAUCGAUGAGGUGGUGGUGACGAACACUGUCCCUCACGAGCUUCAGAAACUACAAUGUCCCAAGAUAAAGACUGUGGACAUCAGCUUGAUCCUUUCUGAGGCGAUUCGGAGAAUCCACAACGGCGAGUCCAUGGCUUACCUCUUCCGGAACAUCACAGUGGAUGACUAGCUUGGAGCUGCCUGCCCUGCAGAGGCGGGCGUGCACAGCAGCGUGUCAGCCUGCAAGUAGGCUGCAGUUAGGGAGUCUGCCAGGCUGCUGAGUCCCUCCUCCCCAUCUGCAGAAGGCAGCACCUAUGUGGAAUAUGUUCUACUAAAUAAGCGGGCAUCCAGUUGUAGACUGUUAACACUGUGACCGGGUGCAUACACGGCCCUCCUGUCCUUGUCUGUCGUCAGCCUUGCUCUGCCUCCUGAGCAGACACUGACACAAAAGUCAGUCUCCUUGCCAGUUUGUUCACUGGUCUGCUCUGGGACAGCAGGUGAGGCACUGAGCUCGGUCAGGGAGCUGAGUGGCCCUGGCUGAUGUGCGCAGUUGUCCUCUCCCUGGGCAAGGUCAACUAAGUCUGCUAUGAAGAAUCACUUUCCUUUUAGAAACUGCUGUGUCUGCUGCCAUGGGACAGCAAAGCUCCCUGCCUGCUCUCACUGAGCUAGUCACAUGAGAGAGUAGCACCCCGCCCUCAGAACUGCGUUGCUCAGAAGCUGCGAAUAAAGUUUCUUGUCUCCCUGUGUCUUCA
This is a messenger RNA of Apodemus sylvaticus (European woodmouse), 1903 nucleotides long. RefSeq names its product phosphoribosyl pyrophosphate synthetase associated protein 1 (gene Prpsap1). Gene Ontology annotation, biological process: purine nucleotide biosynthetic process; 5-phosphoribose 1-diphosphate biosynthetic process. Gene Ontology annotation, cellular component: ribose phosphate diphosphokinase complex; cytoplasm. The transcript has 10 exons. The record is from RefSeq and is a predicted model, not a curated record. Gene Ontology annotation, molecular function: magnesium ion binding; ribose phosphate diphosphokinase activity. Lineage: Eukaryota; Metazoa; Chordata; Mammalia; Rodentia; Muridae. The coding region runs from base 184 to 1341 and encodes 385 amino acids.